This is a messenger RNA of Alligator mississippiensis (American alligator), 4004 nucleotides long. It is a transcript of the gene LRRC4, whose product is annotated as leucine rich repeat containing 4. The coding region runs from base 1297 to 3243 and encodes 648 amino acids. The record is from RefSeq and is a predicted model, not a curated record. Gene Ontology annotation, molecular function: protein binding. Gene Ontology annotation, biological process: postsynaptic density protein 95 clustering; synaptic membrane adhesion; excitatory synapse assembly. Lineage: Eukaryota; Metazoa; Chordata; Crocodylia; Alligatoridae. Gene Ontology annotation, cellular component: glutamatergic synapse; plasma membrane; postsynaptic density membrane. The transcript has a single exon.
GCAGGUCCGGAGGGUACCUGGUGUCGUCUGUCCCGGCAGCCGCAUCCCCCCGUCCCCUCCCCAGCUAGGGGAGGGCUCUGGGGGCUGCCCUGCUCCCUCCCUCCCCGCUGGCCCUGCUGGAGGAGAGGGGCUGGCAGCCCCGGGCAGGGAGGCAGCUGAUCUCAGCACCUCGGUGGCGGCUCCGGGGGCUGGCAGGGGAGGGGGCGGCGGAGCCCUGCAUCACUCCCAUCGCUCGCUCGCUCGCUGCCGGCUGGGCUCGGGCUGGGAACACGAUGCGUCAGCAGGACCUCCGCGAUGCUGCUGAAGGACAAAAGGAUGUGAGAGCAACCGGCACCGCUAGCUGCCGGGGCCGCUAGCCGCCAACCGUGCCCAUGCGCCCGGGCUCCGGGGCUGCCACCGCUGCGCCGCCUCCUCCUCCGCCUCCUCCUCCCCGCACCGUUGCUGCAGUCGACGGGCAACAAAGGCGUUAGCGGCAUCCGCUGCACCGGGGGAGCCCCACCGCUGCGCCCCGCUUGCCCCCCCGGCGCCCGGCGUGGAUGCGGGGCUCCGGGCGCCUCUGGCUGGCACCCAGGAGCGCCGGUGGCCCGCGGAGGAGAAGAGCAGGGCACCGGGCCCCCCCCGGCUGGCACCGGGCUGGGGUGGCGAGCGCAGGGGGGGGCUCGGCCGCACGGACAGGGGCGCACGGAGCUGCCCGGGCACCGCUGGCCCCUGGCCGGGGUGGGGCGGCGAUGGAGAGGCCCCUGGCAGCCGUCGGAGCCAGCAGCAGCCGGAGCCAAGGACGAAGCAGCGGAGCGCGGGCGGCCGUGCCCGGGGCAGGUGCGAGGGAUGCAGCCGCAUAGCGGUGCGGGCCUGCCCGCCAGCCCUGCGCCCCGCGCCCUGCCUCCUCCGUGCCCGCUCCGCAGCCGCUAGGAGCCAUUUUGUCUCUCCCCCACAUCCCCCCCUCCAACCCCAUCCUCUCUUCCCCCCCUUCCUCCUCCUCCUCCUCCCUCCGUCCCCUUUUGUGCAUCCCCAACUCAGCCCGAGCUGCCCCGGGCGCAGCGCUGACCCUGCCUUGCCAGGUAGGUGCCCGGCGCACACCGAGGGGGGGACCGGGGGGAGGGGGGGGGCUUUUGCUUUACUUCCCUUUUCUUUUUUUUUUUUUCAAUUUUCCCUGCCCCCCCUCCCCCCCCCCCGCUCCCUUCCCCCCCACCCCACACCCCGACCCCCCAACCAGCCCGGGAGAGAGGCGCGCGGCCGGGCCAGUUCUCCGCUCCGUGCCCACUCCCGGACGAUGGUGAAUUAUGAACAUGCCACAUCAUGAAGCUCUUGUGGCAGGUAACUGUGCACCACGCCUGCAACGCUGCCCUGCGCUCCGCCGUCUACCUCAUGGUGCAAGCGUGGGUUCUGUGUGCAGCCGCCGCCUCGGCCGGACCCCAGAACUGCCCGUCCGUCUGCUCCUGCAGUAACCAGUUCAGCAAGGUGGUGUGCACCCGCCGCGGCCUGGCCGAGGUGCCCCAGGGCAUCCCGUCCAACACGCGCUACCUGAACCUCAUGGAGAACAACAUCCAGAUGAUCCAAGCCGACACGUUCCGGCACCUGCACCAUUUGGAGGUGCUGCAGCUGGGCAGGAACGCCAUCCGGCAGAUCGAGGUGGGGGCGUUCAACGGCCUGGCCAGCCUCAACACCUUGGAGCUGUUCGACAACUGGCUGACCGUCAUCCCCAGCGGGGCCUUCGAGUACCUGUCCAAGCUGCGGGAGCUGUGGCUGCGCAACAACCCCAUCGAGAGCAUCCCGUCCUACGCCUUCAACCGGGUCCCGUCGCUGAUGCGCCUGGACCUGGGCGAGCUCAAGAAGCUGGAGUACAUUUCGGAGGGGGCUUUCGAGGGAUUGUACAACCUCAAGUACCUGAACCUUGGGAUGUGUAACAUUAAGGACAUGCCCAACCUCACGCCCCUGGUGGGGCUGGAGGAGCUGGAGAUGUCGGGGAAUAACUUCCCCCAGAUCAAGCCGGGGUCUUUCCACGGGUUGAAGUCGCUCAAAAAGCUGUGGAUUAUGAACUCCCAGAUCAGCCUGAUCGAGCGCAACGCCUUCGACGACCUCACGGCCCUGGUGGAGCUCAACCUGGCCCACAACAACCUGACCUCGCUGCCGCACGACCUCUUUGCCCCCCUCCGGUACUUGGUGGAGUUGCAUUUGCAUCACAACCCCUGGAGCUGCGACUGCGACAUCCUGUGGCUGUCCUGGUGGCUGCGGGAGUACAUCCCCACCAACUCCACCUGCUGCGGGCGCUGCCAUGCGCCCAUGCACAUGCGGGGCCGCUUCCUGGUGGAGGUGGACCAGACCUCGUUCCAGUGCUCGGCGCCCUUCAUCAUGGACGCCCCGAUGGACCUCAACAUCUCCGAGGGGCGGGUGGCCGAGCUCAAGUGCCGCACGCCGUCCAUGUCCUCCGUGCGGUGGCUGCUGCCCAACGGGACCGUCUUGAGCCACGCGUCCAACCACCCGCGCAUCUCCGUCCUCAACGACGGGACCUUGAACUUCUCGCACGUGUUGCUCACGGACACGGGGGUCUACACGUGCAUGGUGACAAACGUGGCGGGCAACUCCAACGCCUCGGCCUACCUCAACGUGAGCACGGCCGAGCUCAACACGUCCAACUACAGCUUCUUCACCACCGUCACGGUGGAGACCACGGAGAUCUCGCCCGAGGACAUGUCCCCCAAGUUCACCAAGCCGGUGCCGACGACGUCCACCGGGUACCAGCCGGCGUACACCACCACCACCACCGUGCUCAUCCAGACCACGCGGAUGCCCAAGCAGGUGGCGGUGCCCACCUCGGACACCAACGACAAGAUGCAGACCAGCCUGGACGAGGUGAUGAAGACCACCAAGAUCAUCAUCGGCUGCUUCGUGGCCGUGACCCUCUUGGCGGCUGCCAUGUUGAUUGUCUUUUACAAACUCCGCAAGAGGCACCAGCAGCGCAGCACCGUGACGGCUGCCAGGACCGUGGAGAUCAUUCAGGUGGACGAGGACAUACCCGCGGCGGCGGCAACGGCGGCUCCGACCGGCGGCGUAUCAGGUGAGGGGGCCGUUGUGUUGCCCACCAUUCAUGACCAUAUUAACUAUAAUACCUACAAACCCGCACACGGGGCCCACUGGACAGAAAACAGCCUGGGGAAUUCUCUCCAGCCCCCGGUCACCACUAUCUCUGAACCUUAUAUAAUACAGACCCACACCAAGGAGAAAGUGCAGGAAACUCAAAUAUGACUAUUUUUUUCGGUUUUUUUUUUCCCCAGGAAUUAUUAUUAUUAUUAAAAAAAAAAGGCAAUAGAAUGCACAAAACCGAACAAACAAAAGACAGAGCAACUUUUGUACAGAGCUGGGCGGGGAGGGGGAAGAGACUUUUUUUUUUUUUCUUGUAUAUGCUUACAUAUUAAAUCUAUGGGCUGAUAAGAGAAGCAGAUUCUAUUAAAAUUUAAAAGACAAAAAAAGAGAAGAGAAACUAUUUUCUAACUUGGAAGUUCUAUUUAAAAAGAUUAAAAAAGAGAGAAAGAGAGCGGGGAAUAUCAAUUAAAAUCUUUAAGAAUCAUAAUUCAUAAAAACCAUAAUCAUGGUUCUUUAAGAAUCAUCAUAAUUUUGAAACAAAAAACAAAAACCAGAGCAAAAGAGCAGGGAAAAGAUGCCAUCGGGACUUUCUGGAAUCUGUUUCAACACCGACGAUCACAAUAAAAGGAAAGGGGGUGGGUGGGGGGAUUGUUAAUUUUUAGCCGAUGCUCUAUCGAAUGCAGUAAAACCGCCCCGUUUAUAUAGAGACGGUCUUUCUUAAACCCGGUAUUUGCCGAUUUCUGUUCUUUAAAGGGGUCAAAAAAGAAAAAAACAACCCAACCAACACGGAAGUGCACCAACCAUUUGUACUGUGCCAAAAGGUUACCUACCAAUGCAAUAAAGGCUCGUUUUUGUUGGGGGGGGGGCGGGGGGCCGGGAACGGAGCAAGGGAGAGAUGAUUAAAAAAAAAAUUAAAAAAAAAA